This is a messenger RNA of Trypanosoma grayi, 759 nucleotides long. Its product is annotated as N-acetylglucosaminyl-phosphatidylinositol-deacetylase. Gene Ontology annotation, biological process: GPI anchor biosynthetic process. Gene Ontology annotation, molecular function: N-acetylglucosaminylphosphatidylinositol deacetylase activity. NCBI's taxonomy places the organism in Eukaryota, Euglenozoa, Kinetoplastea, Trypanosomatida, Trypanosomatidae. The transcript has a single exon. Gene Ontology annotation, cellular component: endoplasmic reticulum. Bases 1 to 759 code for a protein of 252 amino acids. The record is from RefSeq and is a predicted model, not a curated record.
AUGCCUAGUCUUUUUGUGGUGUGUGUUGUUGCGGUGGUAGCAGGGGCUCUUCUCCAGUGGCAACGCAAGGCAGCUGCAAUUAGUCCACGUGUACUUGGGGAUGUUCUUCUUGUUUUUGCCCAUCCGGAUGACGAAGCGAUGUUUUUUUCUCCGUUGUUGGAAUAUCUGAGGCAGCAUGACUUAAAAGUGCAUUUUCUUUGCCUCUCAAACGGAAACUACGCGGGCCUUGGUGCGGCUCGCGAGAAGGAGCUCUAUCGUAGCGGACAGUACUUUGGGGUCCACAAGAACAAUGUGAAAGUUGUCAAUCAUCCCUCUUUGCAAGAUGGGCUGAACAGAUCAUGGGAUAGUGACCUAAUUAGACAAGAAGUGUUUUCAUACCUUAAAAAGGCCAAGAGUGUUCGCACGGUCGUUACAUUCGACCGAUGGGGAGUGUCCUACCACCCUAACCACAUUGCAGUUCACAGUGGUGUUCGCUCUGCAAAAGAAAAUAUGCCUCCUGGGAUCGUAUUUUUGAAUUUGCGCACCAGAGGAUUGUUGAGGAAAUACAGUGGGGUGCUUUCAGUCGUCAGUUACAUAUUUCGGGGAUGUCUUCAGGAGGAUCACCAUCGGUUUGUUAUUCUUAUGCCACCUAUAUCAAUCCUGACGAGUUUCUUUGCAAUGAGGAUGCAUAAGACGCAGCUAGUGUGGUUUCGUUAUCUUUUUGUUCUUUUUUCCUCAUACACAUACAUAAAUGAAAUGGAAGAACUGAAAACAGUGUAA